AUGAACGGAUCUAAAGUCCCGAGUGAAGUAGUAGAUGGUAUUCCCGUCUUUAAACCUAACUUCGACGAGUUCAAAGAUUUUUAUUCCUAUGUUAGCGCAAUAAAUAAAUAUGGUAUGGAAAGCGGCAUAAUUAAAGUCAUACCUCCCAAAAAAUGGUUAGACAUGCUCGAGAUUCCUCCAAGUGAUAAGACGCUGAAAAAAAUUGUAAUAAAAUCACCUAUUCAACAACAUAUAUCCGGUAAUAAAGGAAUGUUCACCGUUCAUAAUGUAGAGAAAAAUAAAACUUACAACAUUAUACAAUGGAAAGACUUAUCUCACGAUUAUGUCCCACCAAAUAAUCCACAUUAUCAUGACAAUAAUACCAACAAUAAUGAUAACAUCAAUAAUAACAAUACAAAUGAUAAUAUUCCUACUAAAUCAUCUUUUUUGAAGACUAAAAACUUUGAAAAAUCAUUUUCAUUGAGUGAUUAUAAAGAGUUUCAAAAGCAUUACAAUCAAGAUAACUUGGACCAAUUCAAAGAUAAAGAAAGAUUAGAAUUUUUGGAGUCAUAUUACUGGAAGACUCUUUAUUAUACACCGCCAAUGUAUGGCGCAGAUACACCAGGUUCGAUUUUCCCCUCAGAUUUGGAAACUUGGAACGUCUCCAAAUUACCAAACUUAUUGGAUUAUCUAGAUGAAGAUAUACCCGGAGUCAAUAACUCCUAUUUGUAUGCUGGUCUGUGGAAGUCCACUUUUGCUUGGCAUUUAGAAGAUCAAGAUUUAUUUUCCAUCAACUUCAUCCAUUUUGGUGCACCUAAACAGUGGUAUUCCAUUCCACAGGAGGAUCACGAAAAAUUUUACAAUUAUAUGAAAGAACAAUUUCCAACUGAAUUUAACCAUUGCUCCGAAUUUUUAAGACAUAAAUCCAUUCUUAUAUCGCCGAAGUUAUUACGGGAUAAUGGAAUUAGAGUCAAUAAAGUAGUUCAUUAUCAAAACGAAUUUAUUAUAACUUUCCCAUAUGGUUAUCAUGCUGGUUUUAAUUAUGGUUAUAAUCUUGCAGAAUCUGUGAAUUUUGCUUUAGAAUCAUGGUUGAAGAUUGGUAAAAAGUCCAAAAGUUGCCAAUGUGUUAACGAUUCUGUAAGAAUUAAUGUGUCUAAAUUGGCACAAAAUUGGAGAAAUAAAAAGAAACUACAUAAGGAAAAUGAUAAUAAGAAUAAUACCAGUAAUAAUAAUAACGACGUUCUAACCAAAAAUUAUACAAAUGAUUCAAAUUCUAGAGGGAGAAGCUUUAAUGAGUUGUUACAUUACGGGUCCCAGGCACUCCAAAACAUUUCAAAUGACAAUGAGACUGAGGGCUCAAUUUCAAAAGAACAAUCUUUUUUUCAAAAUAAUGCAUAUGACAACCAAAAUAUGUGUUUAAGAUCAACUAGUCCAACUAUCAAUUCUACUCAAUUACCACAAUUAUCGUCCCAACUUCAACAAUCUUCUAGUUCGCAUCCUAUUGUUAGUAGAACCUCAUCUCCAUUCCUUUCAAGAAUGAUGGAUUUAUCUAAUAUUAUUGAACCAACAUUGGACGAUUCUUCGUUAAAGCUUAGAAAAACUUUAGCGUCUCCACAACCAACGACUUCGGUGCCUACUACUAGCAAUAUCUUGAAUGGAAAUAACAGUACCCUGGCACCCUUAGCCAUGCGAACAAAUACUGUUCCAUCUUCAACACUCUUCGAUUACAAUGACGAUAACAUGCUAGCGCUUAGUUUGACUUCAAUGGCAAAUAGCGGUAACUCAUCUCCAAGAUUGAAAAGACAAUUGUUAAAUAACAACCUUAACUCACCUAUCGAUUCAGCCAGCAAUGGUUUCAAUGGGGCAUCAUUAGCCAUGAAACCUACACUUUCACCACUAGCCAACAAUUCCAGUCCGGGAUAUUUCAACGGUGCUUUUAAUAAUAUGAACAAUUUCAUCUCAGUGAAGAACAAUAAUGGUAGUAGCACAAACUUGUCGGAUCUACCCUUUCCCUCUCAAAAUUUAUCAUUCCUUAAGAGGACAAAAUCUCCAAAUAUUGUCACUUUGAACAUAUCGAGAGAAUCAUCCAGAAGUCCAAUAUCCAUUAAUGCAGUUGAAUUGAGUAGACCAUCAUUAUUGGCAGAAACGCCGAAUUUCUCUUCGAAUUUGAAAAAUGAAGCAACUUCUGCAUUCAUCCAAGAGGAUAAGUCGAAUGUGGUUGCACUACAAAAGAGGGGAAGAAAGUCUGCCUCCCCCUCUCCAAUACUGAAAAAAUCAAAAUUACAAGGAACUUCCAUUAUUCAUCCACCACAAAGUAAAUUUUCUGAAGAGGAAGUUGUAGUAUCAAAAAAUGGUAAAGUUUAUAUCUGCCAAAUUUGUAAAAGACAGUUUUCCUCUGGUCAUCAUUUAACUAGACAUAAGAAAUCAGUGCAUUCUGGAGAAAAACCAUUUUCCUGUCCUAAAUGUGGUAAGAGGUUCAAAAGAAGAGACCAUGUGUUACAACAUCUUAAUAAAAAAAUACCUUGUAUUCCUGAUAAGACUGAUGGUAGUGCUACAUCCACCAAACUAAGAAAGCAACUAGAUAUGACUGAAGAAAACGUUGCACCACAAUCCGAAGGUAAUUUCCUGGUUCCCAGUAACGAAGAAAACCCAGUAGGAUUUUUGAAACAGGAUGAGUCAGUUAAACAGGAAUAA
Kazachstania africana CBS 2517 is the source of this 2673-nucleotide messenger RNA. It is a transcript of the gene RPH1, whose product is annotated as Rph1p. Lineage: Eukaryota; Fungi; Ascomycota; Saccharomycetes; Saccharomycetales; Saccharomycetaceae. The transcript has a single exon. Gene Ontology annotation, cellular component: nucleus. The record is from RefSeq and is a predicted model, not a curated record. Bases 1 to 2673 code for a protein of 890 amino acids. Gene Ontology annotation, biological process: chromatin remodeling. Gene Ontology annotation, molecular function: histone H3K36 demethylase activity; histone H3K9 demethylase activity.